AUGCCCGACUCCAAGACAAAGAUACGCCCGCAGCAGUCGUGCCUCAGAUGUCGCGAGCGCAAAGUGAAGUGCGACCGCUCCGUCCCAUGCCACGCCUGCAUAAUCCGCGGUCUCGAAGCAGAGUGUACCUACCUAACAACGGCUGAAGAUCGCGCCCAUAUCAGCCAAUCCGAGAUAAUAAACCAACUACGACGCGAAGUUUCACAGCUGCGGGAGCGCCUGAACCGGGGUUCACGAGAGCCGGGUGAUACCCAGAGCCAGCACGAGCGCCCGGGCCAAGGGGCUGGGCCUCAUGCGCCUGCGCACAACUACGACAACCAUGGUCAUGGCAAUGGCAAUGGCGCUGGUUCUGCUUCGGCUGGAGGUACCCCGGAUACUGGUGAAGGUAGCUGGCGCGGGUCAUCGCCAGCAUCAUCGAUCAUCACGAACUCUGUGACUGUGACGAGUCCUGAUAGUACGGGGAGUGAGAAUGGGACCAGGUCGACAUCCGCUUCGUCGCGGUCGACUUCUACUUCGGCUUGUCCUAUCGCGACGGGGUAUCCGCCGCAAAUUGCGGAGCUAGAUGGGCCUACAGUUCAACCCCUUGCUUGUAGAAAUACUGUAGAAGAUACGACAAUGUUCGGUUGUUAUACAGGAGGCGUGACCUUCCCUCCGGGGGCCAUGACCGGAACCGUCUCAGUACCGAUGCAGGGUCUCCCAGUGCACGCGUUACACGCGCAGGAUGCAAUGUUAGGGAUGCACUACCCGUCGAUAUAUGGAGUCAAUAGCGAUAAUUACAUGCUUGACGGAGAAGCACUACCAUACUUACAACACACUGGAUAUCCCGCACCCAUACUCACAUCAACAGUACCACAUUACGGGGAAGAAUACUCAAUACGGAAUGAAUAUGACAGGCCUCAUGCAUUUCACCAUUGGGGGCAAGAUGCAUACGGGAAUUCGAAUCCGAGUCCGAACCAAUUCCCGCAAACGCAUAUAUACCAAACCCCGUCUCAUUAUUCUACUAUCCCCUUCACCAACAUCACUGCCAACACAAACAUCAACACCUAUGCAGGUGCGCCCUUCUUCCCACCCGCCCCGACACACUUGGCAGACGAUACCUCAAGCCAUGCCGGCCCUAAUUCCCAGGACCGUCCUUCACCAACAACCAUCAUGAACUCGAUGCCAAGCUCAUGGAAGGGCGAGGGGAAACAGGAACUGCUAGAGAUCCUGCUGGAAACAAUUGGCAGCUGUGACGAGCAACGUUUACCUCAGGUGAUUCAGGUCUUGCGGACAAGCCCUUCACCGGAGGAAGCUGUCUCGGGUGUGUGUCAGGUUCUCGGGAUUGGGACUGGGCGGCUUGCGACGGCGUAA
This is a messenger RNA of Penicillium psychrosexuale, 1350 nucleotides long. RefSeq names its product Zn(II)2Cys6 transcription factor domain-containing protein. The record is from RefSeq and is a predicted model, not a curated record. Gene Ontology annotation, cellular component: nucleus. Gene Ontology annotation, molecular function: DNA-binding transcription factor activity, RNA polymerase II-specific; zinc ion binding. NCBI's taxonomy places the organism in Eukaryota, Fungi, Ascomycota, Eurotiomycetes, Eurotiales, Aspergillaceae. The coding region runs from base 1 to 1350 and encodes 449 amino acids. The transcript is spliced from 3 exons. Gene Ontology annotation, biological process: regulation of DNA-templated transcription.